AUGGCCUGCAUCCUGGCCUUAAGGGUGUGUUUGGCUGUUUCAGAUAGUCAUGAUGAAGGAGUUUUAUUGUCAUCACUUUCAAGUAUUAAAAAUCAAUUGAAGCAAGGCUUCAAAUACUUUUCUCAGAAUAAUGAUGCUGAUACCAUUUCGAAAGAAAAUGUUCGACGCUUUGUUAAAAGAAUUGCUGCAUACUUGAACCUUUCGGAAUUCCUAAGUCGUGAGAUUUUGGUGCACUUCCUUGCCAAUCAGGAUAUUCCAGAAGAUCAAAUAGAUUUAUUUAUAACAGGUAGACAUGUAAAUCGUCUACUGGAAGAUAUUCGACAGUACUAUUGGAAGGAACGUUUGAGUCUUUUGAGGCUUUUAAAACUAUGCUUAUGUCAGUGGCACAGUUCUUGGUCUCUGACAUCUGAUGUUCUUUUCGCAAUGACAUCAUAUAACAGUCGGAAAGACUUGAUUAUUGAAGCUUUAUCUGAGUACUUGAAUGAACACUACAGUACGGUUUCUUUAAUAACAAGUUGGCCAUAUACAACUUAUAGUUUGGCUUUAGAUAAUAGUGUUAAAGGAGCCGAAGAAUAUGACCAGUUCAACAUCAUUGUUGAGCAAAGACUUAAAGAAUUAGUAGAGCUUCUCGAACUUAUUCUUCUAGGUAUUCAUGGUGUACAUUUUUCUGCCACAUCAGAAAAUCCUUCUCUUUUGUUCACAAAAAUAUUAGAGACCUUCUGGUCUGUUUCUUUUGGAUCUUCCUUCUGGAAUCUGAAGACACAUCGAAUGCUGGUGGAACAAGUUUGGUUGACUCAAACAUUUAUUCUAAUUCGAGCUGCCAAUUUGGACUCACUGGCUUUAUAUUCGGAUAAGUUAUCUUAUCAUCCCACCACACUCUCACAGAAAUCGAAAAAGGAGAGCAUUGUUCACACACCUAAACGAAAAUCGACCACGGAAAACACUUCAGUUAAAAAGGUUGAAGUUGUGACUAGUGAGAGUACUUCCUCUGCAAAAGACAGCGCACCCACCCAUUUUCUCUAUGAUUCCUGUUUGUUAAACAGACUGUUGGCUAGUUUAUCGAAUCUUGGUGAGCACCAAGUACAUGGACCAUUUUUAUUGUUUGGUGCUGUAUGCGCAGCUGUGUUUGGUUAUUCAGAACCACAUUCCCGUAAUAAACCAAAUCAGAGUUCUGAUUCAACGUACGAACCUUUUGAUCAUAAGGAGUUACGCAUCACCAAUGAUUUGUUGUCUAUUUCAAAUCAUUGUGCUCAACUGGCAAUUAAAAAUCUUGAUGUAUUUCACUUUUUAACUGGAAAGCUGGAUCAGAUUGGUUGCCAACCACCUCAGGUGUUGCCAUUGGAUUCCGGUGUUUCUGUCCAUUAUGAUGACCGCAGUCAUAGUCUUGUCAGCUUGAGUGCCUACAGUGCAGUCUUUGAUCUGAUUACACUUCUUGCACGUGAUAUUACCUUGUGGUCAUUGGAUAACGGUCGCCCUCCCAGUGUUCAUUUGUUUGACUCUUUCGACUAUCCGAAUAGAGAUUCAUUCCUUACUUUGUUCUCACGAACUUUAAGAGUUGUUGUGUCCAAUGCUCACUAUGCUUGUUACUCACCAUCAAAAGAGGGUCCGAAAAUUAGUGCUGAUAUAAAUACUGCAGUGGAUAGUGGUCCAAGAAUCGGUUGCCGUAUUUUCGGACUCAUUGAGUCGCUUAUGGAAAGUUUCCCAUUCGAUCUCAGUGUACUGCGUAUUUAUACAAGCUUGCUUUCUCACUCAAAUUACGCUAAAACUAAAUCAGGAGGUAGUGACUUAAUAAAUCAUGUCAAAGAUCUAACAAACCAUGUUCCAUAUCUUGCUGAACCUCUCACUGAAGCAUUAAUAAAGCAAAUAACUCCCCGUGGUGCUUCACUAUAUCCACAACUUACAAGUAAUGUUGAAGAGAAAUCAAGUAUUCAAGUUGUCUUAGACAAACCUCGAGCAGUGAUGAAUAUCAGUCCAAAGACAAGUUUAGCACCAUCUAAUUUAUCUGAAAAAUUUAAUAUCUUCUGCGGAGUGCAUUUAACAUCUGGAACACAUGGCUAUGUUAAUCAAGAUUUGGGUCUCGUUGUAUGGCGUGUUGAAUAUCCUCUUUGGCAUAUAAUUGGAAGUGAAAUUUACGCAACUGAGUCGGCAUUCACUGAUUUUGAUAAAAGCAUCAACUCAUCUCCACAAAAAUAUGAGUCUCACAUACCAAUUAAUGCCAGUCAAAAUGCAUGUAAAUCACUUCAAAUUCAAGCUGAAUACUAUGUUAAAUUUUAUGUCAGAUUAACAAGGAUGGUGGAACUUGUGAAUUUUAUAUCUGCUUGUCUCCAGUGUGAUAUGCAUAUCACUCCCUGUUUAAUAUCGCUUGAAUAUAUAUGGGUGAUAAUUAUGCGUUAUUUAAAUGUUGUUCCGUCAAGUAAAGUCAGUGUUAUCAUCCAGUAUUUAAUCAACACAUCAACAUUUGUCAAAACACAUCAAAAGGUAUUUGCAAGCAAGAUGUGUUCAAAUGGACCUAAUGUUAAUUGUAAUCCAAUUGAUGAUUUGAUUACCACUUCUUUGUUGCCAAGUUUACUUCGUCUAUUUGGACAUUCUUUGUUAAAUUUGCCUACAUUAAAUUCAAAACAGUCGAUUAUCGGGACUAUUAAUCUACUAACAAAUGUAUUAAGUAGUAGUGUUAAUCUUAUGCCGCGUAUGAUUAUUAAUCAAACUAAUAAAAGCCAAUCAUUCACUUUCGGUCUUACUUCAUGCUAUCUGCUAAACAACAUUCUUGGUUAUCAUUCCUCUGAACCGAUUUAUUCUUAUAAUCUUCAUAAAUUAUCUCCUUUGUGUAUUCGUCCAGUCGACUACAAUCUACUCAUUUCAUAUAUUAAUUUUAUAUCAGGAUUAUUCAUUUUUGUUCGAUGGGAAUAUACUAAUUCAAAGUUUAUUAUUGAAAAUGUAAAAACUGAUUAUCUUCCAUUGUAUAUUGAAUGCUCUGAAUUAAUUCAUGGAUGUCUUGUAUUCAUAAUCCAGUGUUUAAUGACAACAGGUUUGCAAGUUGAUUAUCGUCUCAAAAGUGUAAAUCAUGGUGCAUCAGUUAUAACUAAUCCGCCCAGGGUAGAUUUUUACCAAUUAGCUAAUCUAGCCGAACAUUGUUUCAUACUGUUGACUGAUGUAUUGACAACAUAUAUAUCAGACGAGGAUGUGCAAAUUUUACAAAUGAGUUUAAAACAUUUUAAACAAGGGGCUUCUACAUCAUCGUCGUAUUUAUGCCCUAAAUUUAUUUUUGAAGAAAAACAUUGGACUGUAGCUCAUCAGUUUAUUGCUUUACACUUAUUAUUCAGUGAUGCACGUCCACUUACAUCUCUUAUUGGAUUUUCUUCAAUCCAUUUGAGCGUAUUAUUACGACAAACAGAAGCGACUGAAAAUGGCUUUCCAAUGUCCGUUUAUCCCAGUGGUUCCGAUCUUUCUGAUACAAGAGGUAUUGACUCACCGGUUAUAAGAGCUGUGUGGCUAGCUCUUACUUUGAUUCAUCACUUACUCGGUCUGGAGAAUAAAUUAAUAGGUGAACCAGAAAAUUCAAAUUCAAGUAUUUCAUUGCUAAAAAGUAUUCAGUCAUACCAUGAUCCGCUUACCAAUGAUCCUUACAUAACUACACUAUUCUCUUACCUUCGAUAUCCAUACAGUUCUGGAAUAUCUCGCUUAGUUGUUGCAGUGCUCAAGUGGAUAGUACAAUAUUCAUCCGUGGAACUUACAAAUUAUUUGGGCGAUCAGGCAAAUCAGAUACGCACUUCUUGCCUGAAGCGAUUAACAUCAACUACAGAAGAUCAGUUGACACGUAUUGGUCUGUAUGAUUUAUUGUCAGAAGAAGUAUUAAAUAGUGGGAAGAUUGCAACUGCUAAUUUUCGAUUAAUGCCAACUGGAAUUUUAAGCUUACUACUCACUAUCAAUUUGAAUAAUAUUAAUGCUCCAGACAUCAAAUUCAAUAUUCUAACUACUAGUUCAAAAGAAACUACGGAAACUGAUUGUUUGGAUUGUACACUAGAUACACUGAAAGAACUACAGACUACAUUUACUCAAAAACUAAGAAGUGAUGAUCGAUUGUCAUCUGUGUUAUACUGGAGUGUAACAAAGUUUGUUUCAUCUCUUUAUCUCGUAGACAUACAGUCUUGUAUUGCGCGCUUGCAAAAACAGUCUGACUUCUGGAAGAUACUGACUGACCCUUUGUUCACUAUUUUGAAGUUACAGGAGUCAGAAAAGGCGGAACCAUUGUCAGAUAUUGAAAAUGAACUCUGUGGAAAUGUUAUCAGUGUAUUGGCUUUAGAACUCUACAAUAAAUCAAGUUCUACACCGGAGGAUAAAAGCUUCGAAUGUUUGACGUCAGUUUUGAAUUAUAUGACAAAGAAUAAUUUAUAUCAGAAAUGGUUUAAGCUAACUCUUAAUUGCUUAAACAAUAUACUAUCAUCUAGUAAAUCCAAGUCGAUGCCUGUGGACCGUGUCCACUCCCGAUUAACAUCUUUACACAAUGUCAUUUGUCGUUGGAAAUGUUUAUUAAUGUUAAACUAUAAUGCCAGAGAACAGCCUGCCACUGAUUCCACGGAAACAGAUAAACGAAAGAAGCAAACAAACUAUGAUUUCGCGUCGAUAGCUGUAUCUAUUUUAAGUGAUUUGAUUGAGUGUUUCACUCCACUGAGAGAUCUACCGUAUGUUCAGUCGACAUUGGAUUUAGGCAAUCAGUUGGCGACUACACUCACUACAACGCUAACUUAUAUAUAUAAAGCAUAUAAUAGUAAACGCAACAGAAAUGAAGUGAAAAAUGAAUUGUCAACUGAUGACUUAUUUAGUUAUUUAAACAAAUUAAAUAAUCUCUUAUCAAGUUUUCGAAUUUCUAUUGAUGCACAAAUUCAGCAUAUGCAUUCAGAUUUACUAGCAAGUGUUUAUUUAUUACUUGAAUUGUAUAAAUUAAAAACUUUGGAUGCUAAAGCCACCAAUAAUGAAGACAUGGUUUCACUUCAAUCUUCUCUGUUCAGUAAUGCAGUUUACUAUUUAAGCAUAAUGACACGUAAUCCUAAUAGAAGUAAACCUGAGGAAUCAGCUAUAUUGCAGUCUAUCAAUCUGAUCAUCCUACUGUGGGAUGAGUGUCGAUGCCCAACACUAUUUACAUGUCUUACGGAAACUGGAGUUUUGAAUAAUAUUUUUAUUAUGCUUACAGAAUGUACAAAGGUCAAAGAAAAUGCAGUACUCUGUCACAGUUUAAUUAGUUUACUUGUUAAAUUAGUAACGAGUUCAUGUCAUCCAGCAAAUGACACUAUUGUAUCAACAAAUAAAUCACUUCAAAUCCCCUCCCCCGAUACAGUGACAACAGCUGAUCUAGAUGAAAAUUCUAAAGAAUAUGCUAAAGAAUCAAAUGAUGUAAUCUUUGUUCACCAGAAAAAUACAAUAGCUCAGUUGAUUGUAUCCUAUCAUGAAUACAUUUCAGAGGCAUUUUAUUGGCCUGAGUUGGAUGUCUUACUCCAAUGGGUACAAGAUAGUGAAGAGAAUUUUAAGAUACAAGACGAUUCAUUCAUUAAUGACGGGGAAGAACAUCAUCUAGCUACUUGGUAUAUUCAACAUGAUUGGUUCGCUGUUUAUAUGUUAGAGAUACAACUUCUAUGCUUACUUCAUGAUACACUCGGCGGUAUGAAACAUCCUUUAGUAUCUUCAAUAAUACAAAAUUUUUGUACUGAUAAUGCUAGUCAAUUAAAAUAUCUAAUAAGUUACUGGUGUUCACCAUUGUAUACAACAUCUGUAUAUGAUCAGAGUUUUAUGUCUUCCUUACCAGUGACCAGCGUAUUAAUUCAACAGGGUAUUUUAUCAAAUCGCCGUAUUCAAAUAGCAGACAUAAUAUUACAGUUAUACUGGCGUCUUCUAGUUGCUUCAGAGCGUAUACCUGCAUCGGGUCUGCCGAUUAUAGCAUCAACUAUUCUAUAUCCAAAUCAACGUCGAAUAGAAAAUAAUCGAGAGUUACCCAGACAACGGCCAUCUUAUGGACCAACUGUGCAUUCAGAGCUUUUCAAUUCAAUAUUCAAUCUGGUACAAUGUCAAAUACAUUGUUGUUCAGUAUUAUUUCAACGUCAUGGAUUUGAACCUUUGAAAAAUAUCCCAAAUACUUUAUUACACACGAUGGCAACUAAGUUUGGUACUAAUAAUCAGCCAACAUCAAUUUCAUCUGCACAUUCGUUUCUUUUGCCUAAAUCACCAGCAGCAAGCAAGCCAACUGAUGUAUCAAGUCCAUAUGCUACCAGUUCAUCAGUGUCGAUUGAUCCUAGUAAUUCGCAAACUAGUGGACUGGAACUUCUUUGUCUCGUACGACAUCUUGUCACUUCACUUAGUGUAUUAAUGGUACAAUUGCCGAUUCUCAGCAAUACUGCUUUCAUGACAUCUGAAGAAUUGAAACAUUUAAAUGUACCAGUUGAUUUCAUUUUCAAAACUCCAAAUUUUGGUGACAAUUCAAGAGGAUUAACGUUUGGUGUUUUAAUCACACUAGUUAAUUCAUUAUAUGGUUUAUCUUCAAAAUUAGCUAGCUUAUGGAAGUUAGAUCAGUCUACUGAAUCUAUAACAACAACGCAGGAGAAGAAACGAGAAAUAUGCUGUUUGCUUCAACGUGCCUAUGAAAUGGUGCUUUCGAUAGUUAUGUCUCAGUCCACCAUCUUCUUGAAAAGUCCGUCUACAACACUUUAUGCCAAACAAGUCCUUAUACGAGAAUUGACUACUGAUUUGAAAACCUGUUCAUCUGCUAUUCGACGUUCAAUUAACCGGUCUUCCAGCACACAUCGCCGUUUAGGUUCAUUAUCUCCGCUUCCGGCUGUUUCUAAUUCAUCAGGGAGUUCAUCUAUUCCAGUGUCAGAUUCUUCUAAUUUUGAUAAAGCAGCCAGCCGAUUUAUAGAACUUUUACGUCUUAAUUUGUAA
Messenger RNA from Trichobilharzia szidati, 6924 nucleotides. The record is from the annotation of a GenBank genome assembly. Lineage: Eukaryota; Metazoa; Platyhelminthes; Trematoda; Strigeidida; Schistosomatidae.